Aspergillus glaucus CBS 516.65 is the source of this 2106-nucleotide messenger RNA. RefSeq names its product bifunctional C97 family peptidase/thioredoxin family protein. NCBI's taxonomy places the organism in Eukaryota, Fungi, Ascomycota, Eurotiomycetes, Eurotiales, Aspergillaceae. Gene Ontology annotation, biological process: protein modification by small protein removal. The transcript has 4 exons. The record is from RefSeq and is a predicted model, not a curated record. Bases 16 to 2106 code for a protein of 696 amino acids. Gene Ontology annotation, molecular function: peptidase activity.
AGAAUCCAGCACAAAAUGGAUGUAAAGUUAUACGUAUACGACCUCUCCAAGGGUCUUGCGCGAAUGUACUCAGUCGCCCUGACGGGAACGCAAAUGGAUGCUAUCUAUCACACGUCAAUCGUUUUGAACGGAACGGAAUAUUACUUUGGACAGGGUAUCCAAACUGCCUUCCCGGGUAGUACGCACCACGGUCACCCAAUGGAGGUGAUCGGUUUAGGAACGACAGAGUUGCCCAAGGACGUCAUUCAAGAGUACAUACAGUCUCUAGAGGAGAUUUACAGUCCAGAAUCACAGUCAUACGACCUCUUCCUGCACAACUGCAACAACUUCACCCAAGACCUGUCCAUGUUUCUCCUUGGGAAGAACAUCCCCGAGCACAUCCGGAAUCUCCCCCAGACAUUCCUGAAUACGCCAUUUGGACAGAUGAUGAAGCCGCAGAUCGAAAAUGCUCUGCGCGGUGUAACCCAAGGCACUGGAACACCCGGUGUUCCACACCCGCCCUCAGCUCCCGCUCGAGCUCCAGCUCCAGUUGCACCUGCCCCUGCAGCCGCUGCACUACCCCAUGGCACAGUCCAGAUGGCAAACAACGUGCAACAACUCGACACCUAUCUGAACACUGCAUCACAAACCGGCAAAGGCGCCGUCAUCUUCUUUACCUCCGCAACCUGUCCCCCCUGCAAGAUCCUGUACCCGACGUAUGACGAGCUAGCCGAAGAAGCAGGGGGCUAUGCGGUUCUGGUGAAAGUCGACAUCAGCGUCGCGCUGGACGUGGGGAUGAAGUACGGGGUGCGUGCGACGCCGACGUUCAUGACAUUCUUGCGCGGCGAGAAGGUGGAUGAGUGGAGUGGUGCGAAUCCGGGGAUGCUACGGGGGAAUGUACGGUUGUUGGUGCAGAUGGUGCAGCAGGAGCAACUUGCGAACGCGCAUCCGCAUCGCAGACUUGACCUCCCAACCCUCCAGAAGCAAAUCGAAAAUUACGUGCUGUACAAAAAAGUCCCGCCGUUGGACAGAGUGCGCCAGAAACUGAGCCCCCACGACUCCGGCCCCGUGGUUUCAUCCAUCAUCGACUUCCUACAAGCCCGAAACAACGCCACAACCGCUCCAGCCGACAUCCCAAUCCCCACGAACCUACCAGAAAUCGCAACAUACCUCCAAGCCACCGCGCCACACCUCCCACGCGAAAACCGCUUCGCACUGGUCGAUCUCGCCCGUCUGCUAUUCCUCGACCCUCGCGUCAGCGGCUACUUUGCAGAAAGGGACUCCCCCGCCCACGCAACCCUUUCCUCCUUGUUCUCCCUCGCGUCGCCCGUAUCCCCCACAGAUCCAUCGACAUCUGCAUCCGCACAUACAUCGACAUCUACAUCUACACCCCCCGGAUCACAAUCUGCACCCGCGGCAUCCGCACCCGUAUCUGCACCCGCCCCCUACAACCUCCGCAUGACCCUCCUCCAACUCGCCUGCAACCUCUUCACCACCCCACUGUAUACCACACACCUCACCACAGACCGCGCUCUGCGCGACACAAUCACCCACCUCGCAACAGGCGCCCUCCUCUCCGAAGAUCUCAUCACAGACACAAACGGCAACAAAACAAAAAUCCCCGCUAACCUCCGCGUAGUCGCAGCAUCAUGUCUCUACAAUCUCACAGCUCUAAACCAUAACGCGCGUCUCCGGCUGAUAGAUCACGAUCACGACCCAAGAUCUGGACCGGGAUCUACGCCAGGACCAGCACCGGAACCAGGAUUCAGGGAUGAGUCUAAGUCUAAAUCCGAGACAAAAUCCGGGGAACAACGGCACGCGGAAACGGAACCGGGUGCGGAAGCGGACCGGCGGGAACUGGGAGUGGGACUGGAACCCCUAUCGGAAGAGGAACAAGUGGAGAUUGCCGCAGCGGUCAUCGAGGCGUUAGACAAAGAAGCUGAGAGUGGUGAGACGGUGCGCGGGCUGGUGUUUGCGUUGGGAUUGUUGGUUUACGGGGCUGAUGUGGAGGGGAGCGUCGUGGACGUUUGUCGGGCUAUGGGCCUGGAGGGGAUACUUCGGGUUAAGGGGGGGAUGUUUCGGGAGGGGAGAGAGGUGAUUGCGGAGGUUGGAUGUUUGUUCAAGUAA